This is a messenger RNA of Diversispora eburnea, 678 nucleotides long. Lineage: Eukaryota; Fungi; Glomeromycota; Glomeromycetes; Diversisporales; Diversisporaceae. The record is from the annotation of a GenBank genome assembly.
AUGUCUAAACAACUAUCAAAUCGCGGUAUAUCUUAUCAAGUUAUUGAACAACCGAAAGAUAAUAACUUUGAUUUCAUUUAUGAAACUGGCGAAACUGGUGUUAAAAUGAAUUAUGGGACUAGAAAAAUUCAACGAAAUGCGACAGCGAAUCAAAAGAUCGUGCUUCUUACUAAUGUUCCGUUCCCUCCAGGAUUAACUGAAGAGGAUCUAAUAAAACCUAGAAAUAAAAAUUGUGAUAAAAGGAAAGUACCAAAUAAAUUCUUUAUAUAUAGAAAAUGGUACGCCAUGUGUUUGGAGAGAGAAGGACAGAAAAAUGAUCAAACGUCAAUUUCUCCUUAUAUUUCUGAACAAUGGAGUAAGGAACCUCAAGAUGUUAAGGAUUAUUAUCAUGAAUUGUCUAGACGUGCAAACAAAAUACAAAAAAAUUAUGAGAACAACACCAAAAAAGAUGGCGAACCACGUAACGAAGAAUUAUCUCAUUCUUCAGAACAAUUUGAGAUGGAAAAUGCGUAUGAUUAUUAUCUUACAAAUAAUAAUAAUAUGAACCAUGAGAAUAAUAACAUAUAUAAUCCAAAUAAAUUUAUUUAUUUAAAUAAUUAUAUACUAUGUCCUUCAGGAUUUACUGACGAUACCACUGUGUUCGAAGGACAAGUAAAUGAUAGUCAUCUGAUUUUUUAA